CAUAACCUCGUUUUAUUGUUUGUUGUGUGGAGAGACUCGCAGGAAUCGCGCCCAAAUCCUGGUCAAAUCUCGAAGACAUCAGCAGAAUUUAGAGUGAUGGAAGUGACUCCGGAGAAGCCCGUGGCGGAGACUUCCCGCGGAAGCCGCCACACGCCAACGCCGAAGAUGUCUGAGCGGAAGAGGGCUCUCUUCGGGCGCUGCAACACCACCAGCCUGUGCCUCAGCAUCGACGAGGACUCAGAUCUGGGUCCCAUGAGCCCCAUUCGCUACAGUCCCGUCGGCGACGAGUCUUCGGCCGCCGACGAGCGCAGCUUCCGGAGCCUCCUGCUGACGAAGCCCGUGACUCCGGACGACGAGGUGUCUAACAUGAGCUCCGUGAUCUCAGAUCAGGCGCCCAUCUUCAGCGCCUUGCCGACCGCCGAAGCCGAGGAGACAAAGGAAAACCGUCCGGAAGAGUCGAUGAAGACGCCAGAGGUGGACAAGCAGAGCUACUGUCGCGACCUCAGAAUGUCCUUCAAGAAGUCCCUCAUCUUGGGUGACAUUGGAAUCCCUCAGGUUCUGGUGAACAAGAGCUCCCGCAAGUGGCUGGCCAAGUGGAACAGCGACGAGGAGAGUCCGAACGAGAAGCAGCCGCAGAAGGCCGAAGAGCUCGUCAAGGCAAAGACAUCGCUGUCCUUCGAGAUGCCUGCCAUCGCGCCGGUGCGCUUCUACGGGUCGGGCGCCAGCAAGGCGGAAAAGCGCGUGGUGCACGCCAAGAACGUCGCCAGCACGAGCCGGCGGUACUCGCGCGGCCCCAAGAAAGUGGGCCUGAUUAACAAGGGCGUGAGCCACAAGAUCACCAAGCCGACGCGCAAGAGCAUCUUCAGAGCGUUGGCGCUGAAGGCCAAGCUAGUUGAGAAGAAAGAGGUGAAGAGUGACAUUUCCACCAGUCAAAUUCAGCGAUUGAACAGCAUUUUGAGGAAUGCGAAGAAUCCUCUGGACAUGGCGCGUCCUCUGCGUCUGCAGGAAGAGUCGUCGUCGGACGAGGAAGCGGCCGAGGAAGAAGAGGAGGAUGAGGAGGAGGAAGAGGAGAUUCAACCGAAGAAGUUCUUCAAGAGCGGUACGAAGCGCAGUAAGAAGAGACUGACGCUGAUUCAUGCGCUGUCAGCCACGGUAGAUCGCGGAAGAGUGGCGCUCGUGCCGCCGAAGAAGAGGAAGAAGGUGGCCAAAGAGGCUUUUGAUGACUUGGAGGAUUCCUUCUGUGACGAGCAAGAGCUGAAGGGCAUCAUCAACAAGCUGACGACUGAGGAGGAGAAGGAAGUGGAUGAGAUCAUAGCCAAAGUGCAAAGUGAUCCGCAUGAUAUGUUCAGGAAGAGGCUUCCCUAUCGGACGACCGACCAGGAGAUGAUUGAGCGUCAGGAGUCGAUUCUCGAUUUGCUGAUCAGCAAGGGAAUCUGCACGGAGGAGACGUUCAAGAUCUUCAUCAGCGAGCCGGAGGCACACAAAGAGGCGGCGGCGAAGAUUCUCGAUGAGAUGUUCGUGUUGACGACAGAACCGGUGGAGGAGGGCGUGUUUCCCAUCUUCAAGAGAGACUUCAGGGCGCCGGAAGUGGCGAGCGCGAAGGCGAGGCAGAUGAGGCGACUGUGGAAGCCGAUCGGCGCUGGACAGAUGCAGAUAGACGCUGGCCAGAGGGAGUUCGGCGCCAAGCUGUGCGGCGAGUGCAAUCUUGUCUACUCUGUCCAUGAGCCAGAGGAGGAGAAGCUCCACUGGGACUUCCACAGCGCCCUCAAUCACAUCAACUUCCGCGGCUGGCAGACGGAGAAUGUCGUGCUCACGGUGGCCUCGUGGGGCGCUGAGGGGCGCGUGAUUUGUGUGCAGAGCACGGACUCUCAGGCCAAGGUGAAUCGCGUGCAGCGACUGCUGGAAGUGGUGGACAAGGAGCUGGGCGCGUGCCCGCGUGUGCUGCACGCCAAGGCCAUCACGUACAUUGCCGUGGCGCACCAGCAGAUCAUGGGUGUGUGCGUGGCGGAGCCCAUCACGACUGCCAAUCGUCUGGUGCAGCGCAACGACGUCGACUACUUCUCUGAGGAGCGCUUCGGGGCGCACUGUGGCAUCCUCAGGCUCUGGACAGCGCUUCCCUUCCGCGGGCAAGGUGUCGCUAGACAACUCCUGGCCGCUGUGCAGAUGCACUUCGUCUUCGGACACGUGCUAACACUCGACGAGAUCGCCUUCAGCUCGCCCACGGACGCGGGAAAGACGUUCGCGCAGAAGUUGAGCGGCCGAAGCGACAUUCUUGUGUAUCCGUGAGUCUCUUUUCCACUGUUCAUUCCUCUUCAUCCCGUUCCUUGUGUUCAUUCCGUACAAAUCUCUCUGUGUCAUUCGAUUUUAUAUUCUCAUGAAAUCCUUAUUACUCAACACGGCUCUCUAAUAUGCCAUGAAUUCCGUAUUUUCGUAAGUUUUUCUUUUUGAUACUUGAAUUAUUUUUUGUGAAAUAUGACCAAUUUGAGCGAAUUCGUUCAAAGACUUCUUAGACAAUAAGUUUAUCUUUAGUACUUUGAUGAAAUUACAUGACAAUUUAUAUAGUAGCAAUACGAUUUUUUGUACCUAUUUUUCUAAUAAAGUUGUUGAAAAUAUGCAAUUUCUAAGGAUGAUCAAUUCAUUUUUCAUGGAUUUCCUCCCAUUUUCCAUCAUUAUUAAUUCGCAACUGGAAAAAUAGAGAAAAUCAAGACGAUUUUUGAAUUUCUUCUGUAAUUUAUUAUUCUUUCAAAAUUAUUUUACAGUAUUUUGGAACUAUUCUUUAAGUUGUUUGUUUUUGUUUUUAUGCAUACUUUGUUUUUAAAUUACGUGUGGGGUUUUUUUUAAAGAAUAUAAACAACAGAUUAGACUCUUGGAGUGUGUAUUGUGUGUCCAAUUGAUAAAUUAAAACUUAGACUUUAUCGAUACUCGUGGUUCUUCUCACUUGAAAUUGUCGCGCCGUUAGCUGUUCAAAAUUCUCUCUUGACGAAUUUUCCGUUUACUUUUUCUCUUUUCUUUUUAAUCAUUUAAAAUUAAAUGGCAAGUUUAGCUUUGUACUCGUGUCUUCUCUCGAAAGUUAUAUCGUCCUCUUUUUUUCCUAUACAAAUGUCUUGAGCACAGUUAGAUCUUUUAUUUGUCUUUACUAAAAAAAAAAAACAAA
Molecule: messenger RNA, 3154 nt
Organism: Phlebotomus argentipes
Lineage: Eukaryota; Metazoa; Arthropoda; Insecta; Diptera; Psychodidae
Gene: eco
Product: N-acetyltransferase eco
Exons: 4
Coding region: 97-2286 (729 amino acids)
Biological process (GO): mitotic sister chromatid cohesion
Cellular component (GO): chromatin; nucleus
Molecular function (GO): protein-lysine-acetyltransferase activity
Source: RefSeq, a predicted model, not a curated record